GAAUUAUGAUCUGGGUGGAGUGCGCGUUUCCACCGAAGCCACACGCACGCACGCACGCACGCACGCACGCGCAGAGUGUGUGUUAGGCGACGUCAGAAGGGGAUUAAAGGAUGUGGGUUAUCCCUGAAAUAUCCACGGCGGCUGCGUGCAUCUGAUGCGUCGAGCGGACUCUUUUGGAGGCUGCAAACAGCCGCUCGCAUGGCCGAAUUUAUUUGUGUGCUUCGUUUUGUUGCGUGAAAUAUUGCAACAUAAUAUAAUAAGAAAGCGGAAGAGGAGCAGGACGAGGAGGUGGACGCCGGUGAGUGAGCGCUCCGAGCCGCGGAUGUGCAGCUGAGCUCGGGCAUCUUUCCCGUCGGGAGGCGGCGGCGGCGGCGGCGGCGGCGGCGGAGGAUGGUGCCCGGGAGCGGAACCGGCAUGCUCCCGGCCUCGGAGGCAGCCAAGAUCUACCAGACCAACUACGUGCGCAACUCCCGCGCCAUCGGCGUGCUGUGGGCCAUCUUCACCAUCCUGUUCGCCAUCGUCAACGUGGUGUGCUUCAUCCAGCCCUACUGGAUCGGCGACGGCGACAACACCCCGCAGUCGGGCUACUUCGGCCUCUUCCACUACUGCAUCGGCAGCGGCCUGUCGCGGGAGCUGACGUGCCAGGGCAGCUUCGCCGAGUUCUCCAGCAUCCCGUCGGGCGCCUUCAAGGCCGCCGCGUUCUUCAUCGCCACCUCCAUGGUGCUGGUACUGGGCUGCAUCGGAUGUUUCGCCCUCUUCUUCUUCUGUGGCACCGGAACCGUCUACAAGAUCUGUGGCUGGAUGCAGCUGGCUGCAGGCACGUGUCUGAUCCUGGGCUGCAUGAUCUACCCGGACGGCUGGGACAGCGACGAGGUGAAGCGCAUGUGCGGCGAGCAGACGGGCAAGUACGCGCUGGGCGCCUGCUCUCUGCGCUGGGCCUACAUCCUGGCCAUUAUGGGCAUCAUGGACGCCCUGGUCCUCUCCUUCCUCGCCUUCGUGCUGGGCAACCGCCAGGACAGCCUCGCGGCCGACGAACUGCUGGCAGACAAGAGCUCGAACAACGCCAUAUAAAAUGCAAGCCAACCUCCACAUCCGCCCAAGAGGCCGAGACGAUGGAAAAAGGUCCGAAUCCUUCGAGUGGACUCGGAACUCGGAACAUUUCAUCCGUCAAACAUUAUUUACCUCGGACUGACUGCUUUUUGGACAGUUUUAUUUUUUUCAUGUGCUGUUGGCGGAUGAGAUGUCGUCCAAGCAGAAGUCAAGGACCUCCCACCCACGGGAAUAACAAGACUUUUUUUUUUUUUUUAAUGGACCCAAUUCAUGCUGUAAUCUGCCAUUUUGCUAUUCUUAAAUGUUUGAUGUGGUUACUUGACAAUUUUAAAUUUAACUAAAGAUAAUGAUACGAUGUGUAGCUGUAACGUAUGCGCCUGACAGCCACACACGCAAAACCCCUGAAAAAAAUUACGGGGGGAAAACAAUAAAACAAAUAACGUUUGCUAACACGACUCAUCUACCUCUCCGUUCAGUCACGAUGCUUUGUUUUUGUGACAUAUCCGUGUACAGGUAUGUGCCGUACUGCAAAAUUAAGCGGACAUGGCCAUAUAUUGGCGAAUUUAACGGUGGUGGGUGGGACAAUUACGUCGAACACCGCCCUCUGGUGGUCACGAUUAAAGGUGCCGGCUCAUAAACCCAGAAUAAUGCUUGUUUUUCAUUUUUAACAAGUGUUUGCAUGGCUUUACACGAUUUAAAAAAAUGUAAACGAAUUAACUGAGGAGGCA
Messenger RNA from Syngnathoides biaculeatus (alligator pipefish), 1778 nucleotides. RefSeq names its product LHFPL tetraspan subfamily member 3 (gene lhfpl3). The transcript has 4 exons. Gene Ontology annotation, cellular component: plasma membrane. The record is from RefSeq and is a predicted model, not a curated record. Gene Ontology annotation, biological process: sensory perception of sound. Bases 391 to 1071 code for a protein of 226 amino acids. NCBI's taxonomy places the organism in Eukaryota, Metazoa, Chordata, Actinopteri, Syngnathiformes, Syngnathidae.